Molecule: messenger RNA, 631 nt
Organism: Gastrolobium bilobum
Lineage: Eukaryota; Viridiplantae; Streptophyta; Magnoliopsida; Fabales; Fabaceae
Exons: 4
Coding region: 3-287 (94 amino acids)
Source: RefSeq, a predicted model, not a curated record
CCAUGUUGUUAGCUGUAGAAGCCGCUGGGAUGGCCGAAGAACAGAAGAUUCCGGAACCUUCCGAUCCUCCGUUACCGUUUGAUCCGAGUCGAAUGGUUGGAAUCAUCAAAAGGAAGGCGUUGAUCAAAGACUUAGCUGCUGUAUACCAUGCUGAAUGCCUUGCAUACUGUCAAGAGCUUUUGGAACUUCAAACUAAAUGGGAAGAGCCAUUUAUUGACUUAAAAACUCCAGAGGAAUCAAAAAAGGAGACAGCGCGACCCUCUAAACGCGUAAAGAAGUUGCGCUAGGUUUUCAAGCCUACUCAUCUGAUAGCAGUAUGCAUUAUCACAGGAUACCUUUUGGUUGCUGUUGGUGUACCUGUUACUGCAUACACUUGAUGUGGGAUUGAUGUACUUUGCAAAUGCUACAAACAGGGCGUCAUGCGAGAUUUCAUCAAUCAGUUUCCACUUAUGAAUCAUGUACCACCGCCUCGAUAAAAUAGAGAUAUAUAAUAUGAUUAUGAUGGUUGAGUUGUAUAGAAAUACAUUUUCAAUACUGCAUCCGGCUUUAGGGUAUAAUCAGUUGCAAACAUUUGAUUUUGUAUUUCUUCUGUUUAGAAUUCAAUGAAAGAAACAUCUGACCGUUCCUAUGU